AGAAGAAGAAGAAGAAGAAGAAGCAGACGAAGAAGAAGCAGAAGAAGAAGAAGAAGCGUCGAGCUCAGAAGGGUUCAAAAUGGAGUCAUAGACACAUCAGAGACAUCACCAGAGACACCAGAGACAUCAACAGAGACACCAGAGACAUCAACAGAGACAUUAGAGACAUCCUGCAGUUUUAUGUUCAGAAGACAUUAGUUGUUUUCUGAGUUCGUGUCGUCAACACGGGGACAGGUCGCUGCAGCACGCGCAGGCACUUGUGCACACUCGGAACGUCUCUGCUGAAGAGGCGGCCAUGUACUACUUCAACAAACUGGAGAAUGAGGAGGAGGAGGGCGAGGAGCUCAGGUUCAAAAUGGUGUGUGUGGUUAACAUGGACCUUGGCAUGGGUGUUGGAAAGGUGGCAGCCCAGGUGGCCCAUGCUGCUGUGGGUCUGUACCAGGUUGUACAGGAGAAAAGCAGCUGGAGGGAGAUGGCCUGGAAGUGGGACCACAGUGGAGCCAAGAAGGUGGUGGUUCAAGGUACCAACGUGGCCCACCUGUUGGAGCUGCAGGCCCUGGCCAUGAGCCUUGACCUGCCCACUUACCUGGUCCAAGAUGCAGGCCUCACUCAGGUUGAGGCGAGUUCUCGCACCGUCUUGGCUGUCAUGGGAGAGGAGGAGAUGGUGAACAACGUCACGGGCAGUUUGAAGCUGCUCUGAGGGGCCGCUGCGUCCGGGUGAGGGGUGCAGCAUCCAGGAGGUGGCAGCACGUUGGGCCCCAGCUUCAGACUGGUUCUUGUCGUUCCACCACAUGUUCUACGUGAGGUGGAACAACAUUCUGUACCAGGCUCCGUUACAUCCAGACGUCAAGUGUAAAAAGAAACGGUAAACAAGGAUCUGAGAUGUAAACUAAGCUACGCACCGGACAACAGCAGCAUGAUUCUCAUAGGCUCUGUUCGGCUGUGAUCUACAUCAAGUAUGUUUGAGAACAUGCCCCAACACCAAAACCACUCCGCUGCUGGUUUCCAGUUCAACCUGUGUGAGCUGUUCACACAAGGCAGUUGUGUAACCCUUUUUUAUCUAGUCCCACUCAGAGUAGGGAACUGACGAGUCAUCAUCCGUUCCCAAACUCAACAUGCCCGACUCCUCUGCACACGUUCUCCUCGUGACGCGGUUCCAGUCGGCCUGAAGGAGUCCGUUUGUAGAACGUCACGUUGUGUUCCUGCAGAACAACCCAGCGUGUUGUGCAUGCUCUGUUAGAAGUCCAGUCGUGCUCUCUGUUCAUCCUUGUUUCGUGUCGGUGCUUCUGAUCAGUGAAUAAAAUGAACC
This is a messenger RNA of Nematolebias whitei (Rio pearlfish), 1309 nucleotides long. Its product is annotated as UBA_like_SF and PTH2 domain-containing protein. Lineage: Eukaryota; Metazoa; Chordata; Actinopteri; Cyprinodontiformes; Rivulidae. Gene Ontology annotation, molecular function: protein binding; peptidyl-tRNA hydrolase activity. Gene Ontology annotation, cellular component: cytosol; mitochondrion. The record is from RefSeq and is a predicted model, not a curated record.